AUGCGUAUUGAAGACAUGUCCGAGUACGAGCAGUUGAAGAUCAGCUGGAGUUACCUCGGGCCGCAAGAGCAGCUAACGCUCACGAACCACUUCCUGGCAGAUGGGAUUGAGGACCUGGCUUGUGUCUUUGAGUUCCUUCCCGACUGCGUGGCAAACGCAGUGACCAAUCCAGCGGUCACCUUGUCGUGCUUGCUCGAGUGCCUUGUGGAUUUACUCCACGUGCUCAAGCCCAACAUCGAUAUGAUGCCAGAUCUCAAGGAAGCAAGGGUGGUUUUGGUGGACCUGUCCGACAUGAGCGAGUUCAUUGCUUGUGUCCAGAAUCGCUUUGUGUUCGAGACGUGUGUUUCCAGGUGCAAGCUUCGUUUCGCCGGUCGCCGGGCGUUGCUGGAGAUGACGGGCGGCAACUGGGGAAGAGUCAACGACACGGACUCGGACAUUACAAACCUCGCCUACUCUGUCACAGACUUGCGCAAGAAGCAGCAGUCUCUGGCAAAUCAACUCAGCCGAAGUAUGCAGAAAAAGGAGCCCCGGCGGCGGUCGUUGACCUUUGCCAUUUGA
Molecule: messenger RNA, 558 nt
Organism: Symbiodinium natans
Lineage: Eukaryota; Dinophyceae; Suessiales; Symbiodiniaceae
Source: the annotation of a GenBank genome assembly